AUGGAAAACAUAAAUGCCCUGAAGAGAAGUAUAGUACAUCAAUUUCUUAAUCUGUUUAAUCCCAACGAGGCACUAAAAAUCUUUUCGAACAUACACGUGGACUUCAAAGAGAAAUACAAAAUUGUAAAGGCUGAGGAGCUUGUUGUCGACAACUGCAAGAAUGUUUAUGAGGUGAAAUUGUUGAUAGUGGCAUUAAGGGUGCUGUCAAAAUAUGCUGCCAACAUUCUACUGCCAGUUCAGAUGAGGCCCAAUGGCUGGAAGACUAUAUCAUAUUUCAACAAGAUAUACAAUGAGAAAGUUCAUCCUAUUAUCGGUACUGAUGAAAUAUUGGAAAAGUUGAACUAUGAAAAGCUUCCCAACAAAGAUUUUGAAUACGUUGUUAGCGACACAGCUAAUCAUAGCAGAGAAUAUGUGGCUGAAAAAGGUCUUCAUUGCAAGCAUCCGAGGAAUUGUCUAGAUCGCCUUAGGGAUAUGGACGUGAAAUCACUACAGAACUUUCUCGAGGUAUGUCACGAAUCGUUGAAUUGUGGGAUGGCCUACUGGUUAAAGAGAACGUCAUCGUCAUCAUCGCUGCCGAUGAAAUGUCACGUGACUUUGAUGAGGGACGACCGCACGGAGGGACCCUGUGGGGGCGAGUCCCUCGAGGGGUAUGCCGGGAUGUGCCGAAAACAUUACACUGAAUACUUGGUGGAUGAGAUAAACAUACACAAGUUGGACCCGCUGCAUAUGAUGUCCACAGAGGAAUUAAGCAUCAACAACUCACAAAGAAAUCGUUCGACCAAUCACCGUAGAAAUCGCUUCGAAGUCGACAGCGACCACAACGAUUACGAAAUCGUUGUCCUCGAUGACGUCAUCGGCGAUAACGUUAAAAGUAAACAACAACAACAACAACAACAACGACAUCAACAUCAAAAGCAACUCGUCAGCCAUUUCGGAACAGGCGGUAACAACUCUGAUGACGUUGCUGAUGACGUCACUACUCUAUGCAUCCAGCAGUUACUAUAA
Helobdella robusta is the source of this 1005-nucleotide messenger RNA. RefSeq lists its product as hypothetical. Gene Ontology annotation, biological process: protein linear polyubiquitination. The record is from RefSeq and is a predicted model, not a curated record. Gene Ontology annotation, cellular component: LUBAC complex. Lineage: Eukaryota; Metazoa; Annelida; Clitellata; Rhynchobdellida; Glossiphoniidae. Bases 1 to 1005 code for a protein of 334 amino acids. The transcript has 8 exons. Gene Ontology annotation, molecular function: linear polyubiquitin binding; K63-linked polyubiquitin modification-dependent protein binding; K48-linked polyubiquitin modification-dependent protein binding.